AAUCGUGAAUCGGCAACUUUAGAACUCGACUUGAGUCACAUUAAGGCACAGAAUCCCACCAACAAUUGAAUUCAACUUGACCCCUCAAUUCCCGGAAAUCUCCGCCCAUCCCACUCAUCAUGGCCAAAGACUACUUGGGUAAGGACAUGCGCAAGUCCGGCAAGGGCGAUCCCGACGGGGCUGACGACGAGAAAGAGAUCAAGGCCCUGGAUGAGGGCGACAUCCAAUUGCUCAAGACCUACGGCCAAGGACCCUACACCAAGGCCCUGAAGGCCGUGGAGAAGGAUAUUGGCGAAAUCACGAAACGCGUGAACGAGCUGGCCGGGAUCAAGGAGUCGGAUACGGGCUUGGGCCCGCCCGCUUUGUGGGAUUUGGCCGCUGAUAAACAGACUUUGCAAUCCGAGCAACCGCUUCAGGUGGCCCGCUGCACCAAGAUCAUCAAUGCGGAUUCGGACGAUCCCAAGUACAUCAUCAAUGUAAAGCAAUUCGCCAAAUUCGUGGUGGACUUGGCCGAUCAAGUGGCCUCCACCGAUAUCGAAGAAGGCAUGCGCGUUGGUGUGGACCGCAACAAGUACCAGAUCCACAUCCCAUUGCCACCUAAAAUCGAUCCCACCGUCACCAUGAUGCAGGUGGAAGAGAAGCCCGAUGUCACUUACUCCGAUGUUGGAGGCUGCAAAGAGCAAAUCGAAAAGCUGCGCGAGGUCGUGGAAACGCCUCUGCUGCACCCCGAGCGAUUCGUCAAUCUCGGUAUUGAACCGCCCAAGGGCGUGUUGCUCUAUGGCCCACCCGGCACCGGCAAGACUCUCUGCGCCCGAGCCGUGGCUAAUCGAACGGAUGCCUGCUUCAUUCGGGUCAUUGGCUCGGAACUCGUGCAGAAAUACGUGGGCGAGGGUGCCCGAAUGGUUCGGGAGCUCUUCGAAAUGGCCCGGACCAAGAAGGCGUGCCUGAUCUUCUUCGACGAGAUCGACGCCGUGGGUGGAGCUCGCUUCGACGACGGAGCUGGGGGUGAUAACGAGGUCCAGCGGACCAUGUUGGAGCUUAUCAACCAACUGGACGGGUUCGAUCCCCGAGGCAACAUCAAAGUCCUGAUGGCCACCAAUCGGCCUGACACUUUAGAUCCGGCUCUCUUGCGACCCGGUCGACUGGACCGAAAGGUCGAGUUUGGAUUGCCCGAUCUCGAGGGUCGAGCCAACAUCUUCAAGAUCCACGCCAGAUCCAUGUCCGUGGAACGGGAUAUUCGUUACGAGCUUCUAGCUCGAUUGUGCCCCAACUCCACUGGAGCCGAAAUCCGAUCAGUUUGUACGGAGGCGGGUAUGUUUGCGAUCCGGUCACGCCGUAAGGUGGCUACGGAGAAAGAUUUCCUCGACGCUGUGAACAAGGUCAUCAAGGCAUACGCCAAGUUCUCGGCUACGCCCAAGUACAUGACCUAUAACUGAAACCAUAAGUCGCUCCCACCCAGUUUUUGUAUCACGUUUAGCCUCAAAAUAAAGUUUCUUUGUGCCCCUCAA
Molecule: messenger RNA, 1508 nt
Organism: Tigriopus californicus
Lineage: Eukaryota; Metazoa; Arthropoda; Copepoda; Harpacticoida; Harpacticidae
Gene: Rpt1
Product: 26S proteasome regulatory subunit 7
Exons: 2
Coding region: 120-1436 (438 amino acids)
Biological process (GO): proteasome-mediated ubiquitin-dependent protein catabolic process
Cellular component (GO): proteasome regulatory particle, base subcomplex
Molecular function (GO): ATP hydrolysis activity; proteasome-activating activity; ATP binding
Source: RefSeq, a predicted model, not a curated record